Molecule: messenger RNA, 2083 nt
Organism: Neofelis nebulosa (Clouded leopard)
Lineage: Eukaryota; Metazoa; Chordata; Mammalia; Carnivora; Felidae
Gene: IRAK4
Product: interleukin 1 receptor associated kinase 4
Exons: 12
Coding region: 168-1550 (460 amino acids)
Biological process (GO): protein phosphorylation; signal transduction
Molecular function (GO): protein serine/threonine kinase activity; magnesium ion binding; ATP binding
Source: RefSeq, a predicted model, not a curated record
GGUUUGUACGUGGGCGGGGUCUCGGGCUGGAACUAACAGGUGGGACCCUCCCCGCUCCGCUGCUGUUCCAAGUCCGGGUUGCCUCGCAGCCGGCUCAGCUGGGCGGUGCCCCGGCCGCCCAGGCGCCCCAGCCGCCCUGGCGCCCCGCUACUGGGCAGGAAGAGAAGAUGAAUAAACCCAUAACAUCUUCAACAUAUGUGCGCUCCCUCAAUGUUGGACUAAUCAGGAAGCUGUCAGAUUUUAUUGAUCCUCAAGAAGGAUGGAAGAAGUUAGCGGUAGCUAUUAAAAAACCAUCUGGUGAUGAUAGAUACAAUCAGUUUCACAUAAGGAGAUUUGAAGCAUUACUUCAAACUGGAAAAAGCCCCACUUGUGAAUUACUGUUUGACUGGGGUACCACAAAUUGCACAGUUGGUGAUCUUGUGGAUCUUUUGGUCCAAAAUGAGUUUUUUGCCCCAGCAAGUCUUUUGCUACCAGAUGCUGUUCCCCAAACUGUUAAUACACUACCUGCUAAAGAAGCUGUAACAGUUCCUCAGAAAGAAUUGCCUCUCUGUGGCAAAGACAGGACAUUUGUGUUACCUGUGCAGGAUCUUGAACAAAACUAUGUGCCCCCUGACUCCUCAAGUCCAGAAAAUAUAAGUUUAGCAGAGAGUGAUACACGUUUUCACAGCUUUUCAUUUUAUGAAUUGAAGAAUGUCACAAAUAACUUUGAUGAAAGGCCCAUUUCUGUCGGUGGCAACAAGAUGGGAGAGGGCGGGUUUGGAGUUGUGUAUAAAGGCUGCGUGAACAACAAAACUGUAGCAGUGAAGAAGCUUGCAGCAAUGGUUGACAUUAGUACUGAAGAACUGAAACAGCAGUUUGAUCAAGAAAUAGAAGUUAUGGCAAAGUGUCAACAUGAAAACUUAGUAGAACUACUUGGUUUCUCAAGUGACGGAGAUGACCUCUGCUUAGUGUAUGUUUACAUGCCCAAUGGCUCAUUGCUGGACAGGCUGUCCUGCUUGGAUGAUACUCCACCACUUUCUUGGCAUAUGAGAUGCAAGAUUGCUCAGGGUGCAGCUACUGGCAUCAGUUUUUUACAUGAAAACCAUCAUAUUCAUAGAGACAUUAAAAGUGCAAAUAUCUUACUAGAUGAAGACUUUACAGCCAAAAUAUCAGACUUUGGGCUUGCACGGGCUUCUGAGAAGUUUGCCCAAACAGUCAUGACUAGCAGAAUUGUGGGAACAACAGCUUAUAUGGCACCUGAGGCUUUACGAGGAGAAAUAACACCCAAAUCUGACAUAUACAGCUUUGGUGUGGUUUUAUUAGAAAUAAUAACUGGACUUCCAGCUGUAGAUGAAUACCGUGAACCUCAGUUAUUGCUAGAUAUUAAAGAAGAAAUCGAAGAUGAAGAAAAGACAAUUGAAGAUUAUAUUGAUACGAAGAUGAAUGACAUUGAUCCCAUUUCCAUUGAAACCAUGUAUUCUGUUGCCAGUCAAUGCUUGCAUGAAAAGAAAAAUAAGAGACCAGAUAUUAAGAAGGUUCAACAGCUGCUGCAAGAAAUGACAGUUUCUUGAAACUUCACUGGAAGACUCUUGGUUUUUUUAUAUACAGCUAUGUAAACAGUUUUUAAACUAAAUUUUUGUUAUAAACAUUCUUUUUUACCUUUAACAAGGCAGCAUGGAGCAUGGAACCCCCAACAUAUAUAUAGAACAAAAGUAGAGUCACUAUAUCAACCCUAAUCCCUGGCUUUUUAGUGUCACCCUCAGUUCUUGAGUAAUCCCCAAGACCUCGCCUUAGAACCUCACCAAACAUGGUUUGAAAACUAUAGAAUUAGCAACAAAGGGGACUGGACUAUAGGGUGAAAAGACCCGAAGCUGAAGCCCCAACUCCACUACUAAUUUGCCGUAGAGCUUUGGACAAUCCUUUAACAGCUUUGAGCCUUUGUUUUUUCACUGGUAACAUUAGGCUAAUUAUCUACUGUGCUUCUCUGACAGGUAGUCCUGGAAAUCCAAUGAUGCAGACUAUGUACAAGCACUUUGUAACAUGUAAAGUGAUGUAAAAUUUAAAGUUUAUGUUUAUACAAUCCAAUUACAGUCGUUUGUUUAUA